AUGCCUGCACUCCUAAGAGCAGUCCUGGUGUCGCUCCUCGUGUGCCACCAUCGUCUCCAACCAGCCUUGUGCUCCGAGGAGGACAUGGACACCCUGUGGACCAAGUGGAAGUGGGACUACGGUGUCUCCUACGGCGCAAAGGACGACGAAGAGCAGAGAAAGUACAUUUGGGAGGAGAAUUUAGAGAAGAUAAAGGCAAACAACGAAAACUUCCACAAAGGAACCAGCUCAUUCAUAAUGGCCAUGAACAGAUACGGGGACCUUACCCAGCAGGAGUACAGAAGGCUGCAGGGGGCCAUGAUAAACAGCAGGACGAUGAAACGAGGUAAGACGGUGUCGGCUCAGAAGCUUCGCGCUGCUGCCAAGAAGAAAAAUGUUGCCGAAGUUGACUACAGGACCAAAGGCUAUGUGACACGCGUCAAGGACCAGGGCUACUGCGGCUCGUGCUGGGCCUUCAGCACCACGGGAGCCAUCGAGGGACAAAUAUACAAGAAGACAGGCCGACUCCUGUCUCUCAGCGAGCAGCACUUGAUGGACUGCUCGCGCUCCUACGGGACGUACGGCUGCAGCGGGGCCUGGAUGGCUAACGCUUACGAUUACGUGGUGAAAAACGGACUGCCGUCCGAGGACACCUACCCCUACACCGCGAUGGACGGCCAGCCUUGUCUCUACGAGAGCAGCAGGAUUGUAGCGCGAAUCAAGGACUACAGGUUUAUUCCCGCUGGGGACGAGGAGGCGCUGGCCAAUGCCGUGGCGACCAUCGGUCCUAUUACCGUUGCCUUGGAUGCGGACCAUUCCAGCUUCAUGUUCUACAGCUCAGGAAUCUACGAGGAGCCCAAGUGCAAUCCUGAGAACCUGAAUCACGCUGUUCUGCUGGUCGGCUACGGCACCGAAGGGAAGAAGGAGUACUGGAUCAUCAAAAACAGCUGGGGCCGGAGCUGGGGAGAGAACGGCUAUAUGAGGAUCGCCCGCAACAAGGACAACGCCUGCGGCAUCGCCAGCUACUCCCUCUACCCCAUCGUAUGA
This is a messenger RNA of Scleropages formosus (Asian bonytongue), 1026 nucleotides long. It is a transcript of the gene cts12, whose product is annotated as cathepsin 12. Lineage: Eukaryota; Metazoa; Chordata; Actinopteri; Osteoglossiformes; Osteoglossidae. Gene Ontology annotation, molecular function: cysteine-type peptidase activity. The record is from RefSeq and is a predicted model, not a curated record. The transcript has 7 exons. Gene Ontology annotation, biological process: proteolysis. Bases 1 to 1026 code for a protein of 341 amino acids.